This is a messenger RNA of Mesocestoides corti, 954 nucleotides long. The record is from the annotation of a GenBank genome assembly. Lineage: Eukaryota; Metazoa; Platyhelminthes; Cestoda; Cyclophyllidea; Mesocestoididae.
AUGCGUCUUCAGCAAACGUUCACAAUGUUUUUCCUCGUCGGCCUUCUGCCCAUCUUCAUCCAUGGCUUCGAUCUCGUGCCCGACCAUGUGGUAGACAGUUACCUUCAGUCGCUCUCUGGCCAACAAUUCGCGUUUACGGUUCCACACGCGACGAAUAUUGGCGCAGUGGAGAUCACCAGAAUCGGAAGUGUGCGUCGUGCCUGUCCCACGACGAAGAAGGCAAUUAACGAGAAUGGGAUCCCGUUGGUCGAGGUUGGUGCCUGUCUAGGUGUGACAGAUGUUGCAGUUAGCCUACCAAAACUCGGUUUCAGCAUGUCAGCAAAUCGAUCGGCUGAUGCGGAAACCUAUAAAAGUUUGCUUUGUGACUAUCUUCUGUUAGAUCUUAUCUGGCAGGUUCGAGAGCAUCAAGUAAACAUGCAAGUGUGCGCUGUCUUCUUCCUGCUCUGCCUCCUACCCAUCGUCAUCCAUAGCCACCGUUCCCAUACCGGCUCGGUAGAGGAGAAGUCUCUGGAGUCGUUGCAUUUCGGCUGGAUGAAUUCAGAGAUUGCCAAGAUGGUGCGCCUCGGGCACGUACGGGUGCUCAAAUUGGGCGAUGUCACGCCUGCCUGUCAGACGACGGUGAAGAAAUCUUCGGAGGGUGGGGUGGUGACGCUAGAUUUCACCUCGUGCUUCAGAGUGACCGACGCUAAAAUUGAACUGCCGGAUCGCUCAGUGAAUGCGACAAUCGACAACGCGACAUUUGUCUUCGCCUUGCACGUCGCGCUUGCCAACAACACGGCACCACGCCUGGUCAUUCAACUUCCGGUAUGGAGGGGCGUGAAAGUCAAAGGGCCCUUCUUCUCGUCGCUCAUGCCAGAGUUGGUGCUGAAGAGUAGUGGCAUCGUUGAGUACAUCCUGCAGAGUGUGGUGGACUCGGCCAUUGGGAAAAUCAAUUGGGAAAGUCUUCUAGAUUGA